GUCCCUGUGGGAGCUGGUGCUGGAACAGUUUGAGGACCUCUUGGUGCGCAUCCUCCUGCUGGCAGCCCUGGUCUCCUUCGUCCUGGCCUGCUUCGAGGAGGGCGAGGAGACCAUGACUGCCUUCGUGGAGCCCCUGGUCAUCAUGCUGAUCCUUGUGGCCAAUGCCAUUGUGGGCGUGUGGCAGGAACGCAAUGCUGAGAGUGCCAUUGAGGCCUUGAAGGAGUAUGAGCCUGAGAUGGGCAAGGUGAUCCGCUCCGAUCGCAAGGGUGUGCAGAGGAUCCAUGCCCGGGACAUCGUCCCUGGAGACAUUGUUGAGGUGGCAGUGGGGGACAAAGUGCCUGCCGACCUCCGCCUCAUCGAGAUCAAGUCAACCACGCUGAGAGUGGACCAGUCCAUCCUGACAGGUGAAUCUGUGUCCGUGACUAAACACACACAUGCCAUCCCAGACCCCAGAGCUGUGAACCAGGACAAGAAGAACAUGCUGUUUUCUGGCACCAAUAUCGCCUCGGGCAAGGCAGUGGGUGUGGCAGUGGCCACUGGCCUACACACAGAGCUGGGCAAGAUCCGCAGCCAGAUGGCAGCGGUGGAGCCAGAGCGGACGCCGUUGCAACGUAAGAUGGAUGAAUUUGGGAGGCAGCUGUCUCAUGCCAUUUCCGUGAUCUGCGUAGCUGUGUGGGUCAUCAACAUCAACCACUUUGCCGACCCAGCCCACGGCGGCUCGUGGCUACGCGGUGCCGUCUACUACUUCAAGAUCGCCGUGGCCCUGGCUGUGGCUGCCAUCCCUGAGGGCCUCCCUGCUGUCAUCACUACAUGCCUGGCUUUGGGCACAAGACGCAUGGCACGCAAGAACGCCAUCGUGCGGAGCCUGCCCUCUGUGGAGACCCUGGGCUGUACCUCGGUCAUCUGCUCUGACAAGACAGGCACACUCACCACCAAUCAAAUGUCUGUCUGCCGGAUGUUCGUGGUAGCCGAAGCGGAAGCAGACUCCUGCCGUUUGCACGAGUUCACCAUCUCUGGUACCACGUACGCCCCAGAGGGCGAAGUGCGGCAAGGGGAGCAGCCCGUGCGCUGUGGGCAGUUCGAUGGACUGGUGGAGCUGGCAACCAUCUGCGCCCUGUGCAAUGACUCGGCGCUGGACUACAAUGAGGCUAAGGGCAUAUAUGAGAAGGUGGGAGAGGCCACAGAGACGGCUCUGACUUGCCUGGUGGAGAAGAUGAAUGUGUUCGACACCGACCUGCAGACCCUGUCCCGGGUGGAGCGAGCUGGCGCCUGCAAUGCAGUCAUCAAGCAGCUGAUGCGGAAGGAGUUUACUCUCGAGUUCUCCCGAGACCGGAAGUCCAUGUCGGUGUACUGCACUCCCACUCGCCCUGACCCCACCGGCCCUGGUAGCAAGAUGUUUGUGAAGGGGGCUCCCGAGAGUGUGAUUGAGCGCUGUAGCUCCGUCCGUGUGGGGAACCGCACCGUCCCCCUGACCACCACCUCCAGGGAGCAGAUCCUGGCGAAGAUCCGGGAUUGGGGCUCCGGCUCAGACACACUGCGCUGCCUAGCACUGGCUACCCGGGACACACCGCCGAGGAAGGAGGACAUGCAGCUGGACGACUGCAGCACAUUUGUGCAGUACGAGACAGACCUGACCUUCGUGGGCUGCGUGGGCAUGCUGGACCCUCCGAGGCCCGAGGUAGCUGCCUGUAUCACACGCUGCCACCAGGCGGGCAUCCGAGUGGUCAUGAUCACAGGGGAUAACAAAGGCACGGCUGUGGCCAUCUGCCGACGGCUCGGCAUCUUUGGGGACAUGGAGGAUGUGGAGGGCAAGGCCUACACAGGCCGCGAAUUUGAUGACCUCAGCCCUGAGCAGCAGCGCCAAGCCUGCCGCACCGCCUGCUGCUUCGCCCGUGUGGAGCCCGCGCACAAGUCCCGCAUUGUGGAGAACCUGCAGUCCUUUAAUGAGAUCACCGCCAUGACUGGUGAUGGGGUGAACGAUGCACCAGCUCUGAAGAAAGCAGAAAUCGGCAUUGCUAUGGGCUCAGGCACUGCUGUGGCCAAGUCAGCGGCAGAGAUGGUGCUGUCAGAUGACAACUUUGCCUCAAUCGUGGCUGCGGUGGAGGAGGGCCGGGCCAUCUACAACAACAUGAAGCAAUUCAUCCGCUACCUCAUCUCCUCCAACGUUGGCGAGGUUGUCUGCAUCUUCCUCACAGCAAUUCUGGGCCUGCCCGAAGCUCUGAUCCCUGUGCAGCUGCUCUGGGUCAACCUAGUGACAGACGGCCUACCUGCCACAGCCCUGGGCUUCAACCCACCAGAUUUAGACAUCAUGGAGAAGCUGCCCCGGAACCCCCAUGAGGCCCUCAUCAGUGGCUGGCUCUUCUUCAGAUAUCUGGCUAUUGGAGUGUACGUAGGCCUGGCCACAGUGGCUGCUGCCACCUGGUGGUUCCUGUAUGAUGCCGAAGGACCUCAUGUCACCUUCUACCAGCUGAGGAACUUCCUUAAGUGCUCCGAAGAUAACCCAGUCUUCACUGGUGUCGACUGCGAGGUCUUUGAGUCACGCUUUCCCACCACCAUGGCCUUGUCUGUGCUUGUGACCAUUGAAAUGUGCAACGCUCUCAACAGCGUCUCAGAGAACCAAUCACUGCUCCGGAUGCCGCCCUGGCUGAACCCCUGGCUGCUGGCAGCUGUGGCCAUGUCCAUGGCGCUGCACUUCCUUAUCCUGCUCGUGCCACCCCUGCCCCUCAUUUUCCAGGUGACCCCACUGAGCGGGCGCCAGUGGGUGGUGGUGCUCCAGAUAUCCCUGCCUGUCAUCCUGCUGGAUGAGGCCCUCAAGUACCUGUCCCGGAACCACAUGGAAGGCAUUCUCAGGACAGUUUCCCAGGCUUGGAGUAGGCAGCCGCUGACCACCUCCGGGACCCCAGACAACACCGGAAGACAAGAUGCAAAAGUGAGUGCUGGGAACAGAGUGGAUUCUCCAGUGUGUACCUCAGACUGAUGGUGCCCGGCAUCACCCCACGCCCUUCCCUGCCACCACGCUCACCUACUUGCCUACUGGGCCUGCCGGACACACAAUAGGCCUGAAGCCAGAGCCCCUCUCUGCUCAAGUGCACAAGCCCGUCCCAGAGCCUGCUUCUCGAUGCUUGGAGGCUGGGCAUUUGCUUGAUGACUGGUGCCUCUGCAGUGAUGGAGGACUCUUGGGGGCCCUUCUUACUGGCUCUGACCUCUCCCUUAUUGCCUGGUCUGGGGCCUGUUUGGCUCCAGGGAGGGGAUUCUGGAGGGGCCAUCUGGGCCCAGCUGUGCACAGCGAGGGUGCCCCCCCCACUCUGUUCUGCUUCCACCCAGUCGGCUCCUGAGAGCUUGAGCCUGUUUCUGUUUAUAUGUACAGGCCCCAGGGGGGUUGAAGGGUCAGAGAAGGAGACACAAGGCAUGAGGAGGAGGGGCAGGGCAAGGAUCCCCUUUCCCAGGAGACAAGUUGGCCCCACUGCCUCAGCUCGCUCACUUCCUAGACUCAGGUUUCCCUGACCCAUGCAGAUAAAGCCUACAGUCUUGCCUGGCCUGCCCAGCAGAGGUUGGAUGUGUUGCCCCUGUUCCUUGUGCCUGGCACCCCAGACAACCUCGAGUCCCUGACCACUGUGCCCUCCCUCUCAGCCCAGGGGUUGGCCCGUCGUGAUGUCUGCACAGCCCAGUGACUGGUUGCUUUUGGCCUCACUACGUUCCCCCACCCACCCACACACACCCACGAGCCAACAGGAGGUCACUAAGGAUGGCUAAUUACCACUUCCCUUCCCUACUCCUCGCUGGAGGACACAUCUGCGCAGAUCCUGUCAGAUGCUGGGGAGACAGCAUUUGAUGGACAGAAUUUUUCUCUGAACUCAGCUUUUGUUCCUUUGGCAAAAACUAGGUGUAGCAGAAGACAGUGAGUGAGGACUGUCUGUGUGUCUUUGCCCUUCCUAGAGAGUGUACAAAAUGAUUGUUUCCUAUGUAAACCAAGACUCAUAUCCUUGUCCUGGUCCCAGAACCAAAAGGCCCCCAGUCUGCCUUGCAGGCAAAUGGUCUCCACAUUCUGCAGCCCAUUCCCCCUGCUCCCUCCCCUCUCUUGCAGGUUCUGGUUGGAGGGGGCUGUCUGCUGCCUCGAGAGAUUCCCUCCUGCUUUCCUGAGAUGGGGGGAGAUUUUAGCAGGGGCAGGGCCCUGUACCCAUCUGCUGACAUACUGUUUGUUAGAGAAAUAAAGAUUGUGUGCCUGGGGCAGUGGAGGACCCUCCCGUAA
Molecule: messenger RNA, 4249 nt
Organism: Otolemur garnettii (small-eared galago)
Lineage: Eukaryota; Metazoa; Chordata; Mammalia; Primates; Galagidae
Gene: ATP2A3
Product: ATPase sarcoplasmic/endoplasmic reticulum Ca2+ transporting 3
Exons: 20
Coding region: 113-2977 (954 amino acids)
Biological process (GO): intracellular calcium ion homeostasis; calcium ion transmembrane transport
Cellular component (GO): membrane
Molecular function (GO): ATP hydrolysis activity; ATP binding; P-type calcium transporter activity
Source: RefSeq, a predicted model, not a curated record